This is a messenger RNA of Penicillium longicatenatum, 597 nucleotides long. Its product is annotated as EMI1 family protein. NCBI's taxonomy places the organism in Eukaryota, Fungi, Ascomycota, Eurotiomycetes, Eurotiales, Aspergillaceae. The transcript has a single exon. The record is from RefSeq and is a predicted model, not a curated record. The coding region runs from base 1 to 597 and encodes 198 amino acids.
AUGGGAUGGUUUUGGAGCUCUAGUCCUCAAAAGGACAAUACCGAUACAAAGACCCCGGUGGCACCGCAACCCGCUAUUCAAAAUGCACCACCUAAACAGUUGACACCAGACGAACAAGCCGAUAUGGAAUUCAACCAGCUUCUGGCCGACCUCCGAAAAGCAGACAGUGAAUUGAAUGAUUCAUCAUCUUCGUCACCAGGAUCUCAAUCCGACAAACCUAUCUCACCCAUCGCCCCCGAAUCCCUCUAUCCAGACACUAUGUCUUGUCGGUCAGCCUUCGACUACGCCUUCUUCUGCCAGUCCUUUGGUGGUCAAUUCGUGAAUGUUUAUCGAUAUGGAGAACUGCGGUCCUGCAGCGAACACUGGGAUAACUUUUGGUUGUGCAUGAAGACCCGGGGCUGGUCAGAUGAAUUGCGCAAAAAGACCAUUCGAGAUCACAAUCGGAAAAAGGCUAUCAAGUACAAGACUGGCCCUAGCAGUGAGGACGUAUGGGAUGUGAGACUUGAUCCUGCGAAGGGGGCCUUCCAGGGUGAUUUUGCUGCUCUGGAGCGGGAGAUGAAGGCUGAGGAGGAGGCUCAACAGCAAGCGGCAGCAUGA